AUGGUGACCGGUCACUUGUUUGCCGCCAUCCUGUUCACCGCAAUCUGUGACGGCAACGUCGACGAUGCCGGUUGCCCCAUGGUCGGUGGCUGCUUCAUUUGCCCCGUGUGCUGGAUCUACCCGGCCGAGAUCUUCCCUUUGGGUGUGCGCGCGUCGGUUGUGUCGCUGUCGACGGCUGCCAACUGGGCCAUGGGUGCUGUCAUGACGGAGGUGGUGAAGCUUUUCCCGCAUCUGAACAUCAACGGUGUGUUCUUCUUGUUCGCGGGUCUGUGCUGUAUCUGCGGCGUAUUUGUGUACUUAUUCUGUCCCGAGACGAAGGGCAUCAUGCUGGAGGACAUCGAAGAGCUGUUCCAUCGCGGACAGCCCAAAUCGCCUGCUUUCAUGGAGGUCAAGUCCCCGCAACAGUCGAUGGCUUAA
This is a messenger RNA of Phytophthora infestans T30-4, 417 nucleotides long. RefSeq lists its product as uncharacterized. Gene Ontology annotation, molecular function: carbohydrate:proton symporter activity. Gene Ontology annotation, biological process: carbohydrate transport; transmembrane transport. Bases 1 to 417 code for a protein of 138 amino acids. NCBI's taxonomy places the organism in Eukaryota, Oomycota, Peronosporomycetes, Peronosporales, Peronosporaceae. The transcript has 2 exons. The record is from RefSeq and is a predicted model, not a curated record. Gene Ontology annotation, cellular component: membrane.